CAGAGAAUGAAAAUGUCGUCUAAGAUCAGUGUUUGCAUGGUAGCCUUCUUCUUCCUCUUCCUAACCCUCACAUAUGCAGGCAGACCUGUCCCUUCUUCUUCCAAUGUUAUUUCGAACAAUAUUCAACAUGGGGUUUUGGAAGAGGAAAUAGCCAACAUAGAGGAAACUUGUGAAAGUAGUGGCGAAGAAGAAUGCUUGAUGAGGAGAACUCUAGCAGCCCACACAGAUUAUAUCUACACACAGAAGCAAAAGCCAUGAUAUCUAUCAAUUAUUGGUCCUCUCUUGUAAUUAUAUAUACAAACAGUAGCCUAUAUAUGUCGCUUUUUGACAAGAGCUAGUUUAGUCAGCUAUCUUUCAGUUGUUUUUUUUAUUUUUAUUUUCCUUCUCUGCCUGA
Gastrolobium bilobum is the source of this 394-nucleotide messenger RNA. Its product is annotated as phytosulfokines-like. Gene Ontology annotation, cellular component: extracellular region. Gene Ontology annotation, molecular function: growth factor activity. Lineage: Eukaryota; Viridiplantae; Streptophyta; Magnoliopsida; Fabales; Fabaceae. The coding region runs from base 7 to 258 and encodes 83 amino acids. The transcript is spliced from 2 exons. The record is from RefSeq and is a predicted model, not a curated record. Gene Ontology annotation, biological process: cell population proliferation.